CAUUUUGAUGAAUAGAGUCGCUGUCAGAUGCGUGGAAAGAGGACGGCUUGUUGAAGACAGGCAGCUGGAAGAGAGGAGAGCAGCCGCGGCAUGGCUCCUCCGCCUAGAUACAUUUAGUUCUGAAUCCGCAGAGCUGGAUGCCACGGAGAAGCAGCUGAACUACCGCCGCCACCGCGUCACCGUGUUCUCAACGCUGUCGCGCUUUUCGUUGAUAUAUUUUGUCCUUUUUGUCUCAUUUUUUAUAUGGAAGUCUGAGUACAGUUGUGGAUGUGGAAUCUUAAAGCAACUCACCCGUGACCGUGCCAUAGGUUCUCUCAACACUUUUCCAGUUUCUGUAAAGUUGUGACGGAAGAAGGAAACGCUUUGUCCUAAUAAGGAGCCAGAGGGCCCAUCAAGAUGGUGAACAGCCAAGCGUCAAGUGUCCCACCAGCUCCCAGGUCGUGUGCCGGAUGCGGGGGGAAAAUCGCAGACCGCUUCCUGCUCUUCUCCAUGGAGCGCUACUGGCACACACGCUGCCUUAAGUGUUCCUGCUGCCAGGCCCAGCUGGGGGACAUCGGCACCACCUGCUACAGCAAAGGGGGCAUGAUUCUCUGUCGCAGUGACUACAUCAAGCUGUUUGGGGCGUGCAGCGCCUGUGGUCAGUCCAUCCCAGCAAACGAGAUGGUGAUGAGGGCACAGGGGAAUGUUUACCACAUCAAGUGUUUCAGCUGUGCCACCUGUAGAAACAGACUAAUUCCCGGGGAUCGCUUCCAUUACAUCAACGGUACAAUCUUCUGCGAACAUGACAGGCCUGGCGCUGCUUUGCACAACAGCCACCUGGCCCCACUUCAGAGCAGCUCGGUGCUGACGGACCAGAAGGUAUGCUAAGCGGGGAGAAUCCAGAGCGACCUCGUCUCCUUCCCUUCUCAGCCUUCUCCUUCCCUCCAUGUAUUCUUCCUCCACUGCUACUGGUGCUGUUGUACUUGUUGUUGGGGAGCCUCAUUACUCUCCUCCUCUAGUCUCACUUUUCCCAGCGAGGCUCCACUUUUUCCUGUAAGAUGUCUUCUCCCUCGCUAUUUCAGAGGUUUUCUAUAGAACAGCAUCUCCAUUCUGUUAACACUCAAUGGCAAAGUGGUCUGUGUAAAGACUUGAGACUAUGUGGGGGCUGCAGUGGCAAAAAGUCUCCUUCAAGACUGAACAAAGCUGGAGGAAAAUGGUGACUCAGAAAAGCUGUAUAAAACCGCAGAGGGAACAAAAGUCAUCACUGCAGAAGUGUGAUGGACUGCUGUGAACUUAGAGAAAGUGACUGAACUACAUUUGCCAUGUCAUAUUAUUCCUCCUCUGUUCUUUUUUAAAUCUUUCUAGCUGAUCAUGAGAUCCAAGCACUGAGACUGGCAUCUAUGAUUUGUGUAACUGAAAGUGAUUGGUUGUAGGGAGCCAUUAAAUGAUGUAAUCCAGGGUUGUACUCACCAUAAACGGCUCAUCCACGCCUCAGACUCUGCACAAAGACGUGCAAUAUAGCUGUGAUGGUUUUACUGUUUUCCUUCUGUACAGUUUCUCUAUCAGAUGCCUGUGUAAUGUGUUUAUGGGUGGUGGGGUGGGGGCUGUGGGUAUGAAAACAAAAAUCCUAUUAAAACAAUUUUCCUGUAACAUGUCACGAAGCGACCUGAGGUCAUUGUGGCAUUAGUGC
This is a messenger RNA of Poecilia latipinna (sailfin molly), 1669 nucleotides long. RefSeq names its product LIM domain transcription factor LMO4 (gene lmo4lb). The transcript has 5 exons. The record is from RefSeq and is a predicted model, not a curated record. The coding region runs from base 397 to 867 and encodes 156 amino acids. Lineage: Eukaryota; Metazoa; Chordata; Actinopteri; Cyprinodontiformes; Poeciliidae.